AUGUGGAAGUUUUGGCUUGCUACCCUACUCGGCGUGGGUCAUGCCUCGCAGACUGUGCUCCGACCAGAGCCCUCGGGGUCGAACUUCACCACGUUUCAAAGUCCAAAUUCACCCCAUUCAGUACGCAUCCGACAACAAAACGAGUCUAUCUGUGCCGCGGGAUCUGCACAGUACACAGGAUGGUUAGAUAUUGGCCCGAAGCACCUGUUCUUCUGGUACUUCGAAAGCCAGAAUGAUCCGAUCGCCGACCCACUAACGUUGUGGAUGAACGGUGGGCCCGGAGGCUCUAGUAUAAUGGGCCUGCUUGAAGAAAACGGGCCAUGCCUCAUAAACGAGCACGGCAAUGGAACCGUUCACAAUCCAUGGGGCUGGUCUCGAAAUUCAUCAUUGCUUUUCGUCGACCAGCCAGCCGAUGUGGGCUGGUCUUAUAUUGACGAGGGCUAUGAGGUCGCGCGCGAUUCUCAAGAGGCUGCGGUUGACAUGCACCGUUUUCUUCAAAUCUUUAUAUCUGAGAUCUUCCCACACAAACGCUUCUCGGAUUUCCAUAUCUCCGGUGAAUCUUAUGCAGGCAAAUACAUCCCCUAUCUCGGGGUUGAGAUCGUGACUCAGAAUCAGCAAUAUCCUUCAGAGCCCCAGAUCAACCUCAAGUCAUGCCUGAUAGGUAAUGGAUUUAUGUCAUCCAAGGAUAUCACCUUUGGGUACUGGGAGACACUUUGCACGACCAAUCCUGGCGUUUCCACGCCGGUGUUCAAUCAAACCCGGUGCGAUAUGAUAGCUGCCAACAUGCCGCGAUGCAUGGAGCUAUACGAUACUUGCACCGUAAAGCCCGACGUUGCAAUCUGCACGGCAGUAUAUUCCGUUUGCUACGAAGAAAUCGUUGGUCUGUAUGAGGAGGAGAGCAAGAAAGGAGGCCGUAAUCGGUUCGACACCCCGUGCGAGAUAGAUGGUGUGUGCUACAAAGAAGCAGCUUAUAUUGAGCAGUAUCUGAACUCCCCCGUGGUUCGAGAAGCCCUUUCGCCACCGCAGGGGAAGGAGUACAGAUUUGAGUCCAGCGCCGUGGCUGACGCCUUUGCAACAACGCCGGAGGCGAUGACGUCUUCAUCCGACCAUAUCAUUUUCCUACUUUCUCAUGGGGUCGAUUUCCUGGCCUACCAAGGAAACCUUGACCUAGCUUGCAAUACAGCAGGAAACCUCCGGUGGGCUAACUCGCUUGCCUGGAAGGGACAGACCGAGUUUACAUCAAAGCCGCUGCUUCCUUGGACUUCAAAUAUCGCGGGACGUAUUGAACCGGUCGGCACUGCAAAAGAGGUUCGUGUGCAGUUGGACGGGCUGGCAGAGAAAUCGCGGUUUGCAUUUGUGACGGUUGAUGGGGCGGGUCAUAUGGUUCCUCAGGACCGCGGUGAUGUGGCCCUCGAUAUUUUGACCAGAUGGAUUGCGGGUGAUUCCUUUGCUUAG
This is a messenger RNA of Penicillium expansum, 1455 nucleotides long. RefSeq names its product putative carboxypeptidase Y (gene cp8). The transcript is spliced from 4 exons. NCBI's taxonomy places the organism in Eukaryota, Fungi, Ascomycota, Eurotiomycetes, Eurotiales, Aspergillaceae. Gene Ontology annotation, biological process: proteolysis. Bases 1 to 1455 code for a protein of 484 amino acids. The record is from RefSeq and is a predicted model, not a curated record. Gene Ontology annotation, molecular function: serine-type carboxypeptidase activity. Gene Ontology annotation, cellular component: fungal-type vacuole.